Molecule: messenger RNA, 2575 nt
Organism: Blepharisma stoltei
Lineage: Eukaryota; Ciliophora; Heterotrichea; Heterotrichida; Blepharismidae
Source: the annotation of a GenBank genome assembly
AUGUAUGGGUUAUUCUUCUUAGUUACCUUUGCAAGUGCUUUAGAUUGGCUAUUGAACCCUGCAAAUUAUAUGACGACUGUUAAUCAGAAAUUAGGGGUAGAAUUUGGCAUUAUGUGGGGAGGCGCUUAUAAGCUUAAUCAUGAAACCAGAGAAGAUCUCGCUGAAUUUUCGUUCUUAUAUGCAGAUCCAGGAAGGUUUUAUAUGCAGCAGAUAGCCGAUAAGGAAAAUUAUAUAGAGCUUACACAAAAAUACAGAAUUGUUGAAAAUUCAUGGAUAAUGGAAUUAGAAGGAGAUCACAUUGCCCGAUCAGCAUAUGAUAAAGAAGGAAAAUUUAUUAAUCUCGUAUUUUACAUUGCUACAAAGCAUGGAAGUAUAAGCAAACAAGGAGAUAAAUUACUUGUAGAUGGCAUUGAAUUUGAAAUUAAAGUCAAUUCUGAUGAAUCCUAUAUGUCUUAUACCAAAGGAGCAAAGGUUGAAAACCUUGAUGAUAAGUUAUGAAAAGUAAAAAGAUUUGCCCAAAAAUGGCUAUUAGAUAGUUUUAAUAGCCAAAAACGAGUUGAUGCGUUUGGGAUGCUUGACAAUAACAUAGCUGAUGAGAGCAAUUUAUUAUUUUUCCAAUUUAUUAUAAAAUCUCCUUUCGAGGUAACAAUUUCAUAUGGAAAUGCUGAAAUCCCUCCAUUUGAAAAUUUUGUGGAAAAUUUCAAAGAAAAAUUCAAAACCAAGUUUGGGGAGCCAGUUUAUGAAGAUUUUGAAUAUUCAACAUUAAGUAUGCUUCUAUCUGGGCUGAGCUUAUUUUCAGGUCCGAUUAUUGUGCAAUCACCUAAUGGUGUAGAAAGGAAAAUGAACAAUACUUUGCUAACUCCCCCCCCCCCCUCCGUGAGCGAACAAAACCAUUAGAAAAAUCACCAUUUUUUGACCAAAAACCCACCCUCCGUGAGCGAACAAAAAUUUUUUUAAUAGAAAAAAUUUAAUGGAAAAAAAAAUUUUGAUAUAUAAGUGAUAAUUAGUAUAAUGAAAUCUAGAGCUAAUUCUGUUUAAUUUUAAACAAAUUGCGUUUUAAAACAUAAAUUUUUGCAAAUUAAAUUAAUAUUUGCUUCCCAAUUUUUGCAAAUUAGGAUUUUUUUAAAUUUCGAAAAAAAAAUUUUUUUUAAAAAUUUAUAUAUAAAUUUUUUUUUAAAAAAAAAAUUAACCCCCCUCCGUGAGUGAACAAAAUUUUUUUGUUCGCUCACGGAGGGGGGGGGGGGGAGUAAGCUUCGUCCCUAGCAAAACUUUCUUUCCAAGAGGAUUUCUAUGAGAUGAAGGAUUCCAUUUACAAGUAGCUUGCAAUUGGAACUCUGAAAUUUGUGAAGAGGUACUUAAGAGCUGGCUAAAUACAAUGGAUGACCGUGGUUGGAUACCUCGUGAGCAAAUAAGAGGCCCAUUAUCAGAAAGUAGAGUGCCUGAAGCCUUUUUAUCACAGAAUAUGGACAUCGGAAACCCUCCAACACUAAUUUUUUCUAUAGAAAAUUUAAGUAAAGCACUAAUGUACAGCUCAAAGGAAAAUUUAGAAGAAAAUGAAAAAGUAAAAUUUUUUAAGUCAAUUUAUCCACAGCUGAAAAAGUGGCUGUCUUGGCUUAGUAUAAGUCAAUUAAAUGAAGAGGGGUAUUUUAUGUGGAAAGGGAGAACGUUGGAUCAUAAUCUUGCAAGUGGGCUAGAUGAUUAUCCUAGAGCUCAAUUGGUUAGCACCAAAGAGCGUCAUUUGGAUUUACAUUCGUGGAUAACUUAUUUUACAAGAUGUAUGCACAAAAUAUCGGGCUAUCUUUACUAUGAUGAAGACAGAGAAAUUUAUUCAAAAAAACUUCAAAAACUUGAAUCUCAAUUGGACGAACUUUUUUGGGAUGGUAAAAAAUACAGUGAUUAUUCUGGAGAUCAAUUUAUAGAUCAACAAGGAAAAUCUCCAUAUUAUUGGAGAGGCGACAAUAAAUGUGGAGAUCAAAACCCAUCACCACUUGGAGGUCCUUCUGACUGCAACCCAUACUCAGAUUCUCCAUGCUGCUCUGAAUUCGGUUGGUGUGGAAACUCCCAAGGCCACUGUUCCUGUCCUAAAUGUAAAAGAGCUAAAAAGCUCGAAGACCGGCCUGAAUUAAUAAAAAAGAAAACAUUUUCUCCUCAUAUUGGCUAUGUAAAUUUGUUGCCUUUUUGCAUGGGAAUUUUGGAAAAAGACUCUCCAGGAUAUAAAGAAAUUAUAAAGAUGAUUAAGUCUCCUAGCGAGCUUUGGUCACAGCAUGGGCUUAGAUCAUUAAGUAAAUCAGAUAUGCUAUAUGGCACUGGUGAAAACUAUUGAAGAGGGCCAAUUUGGAUUAAUUUCAAUUAUUUAGUGCUCAGAGGUAUUAAACUGUAUUACUGGGACGACGAAGAUUUAAGAAAAGUUUACGGGACUCUAAAGGAAAAUAUUAUAAAAACUGUUGUGGGAAAUUGGAAAGAGAACGGAUUUUUGUGGGAGCAGUAUAGUGAUGUAACAGGAAAAGGACAGAGGGUGCAUCCUUUUGCAGGAUGGACAACUUUAAUUCUCAAUAUCAUGCAUGAUAUCUAUUAA